This is a messenger RNA of Humulus lupulus (European hop), 2200 nucleotides long. Its product is annotated as dolichol kinase EVAN. Gene Ontology annotation, molecular function: dolichol kinase activity. Gene Ontology annotation, cellular component: endoplasmic reticulum membrane. The coding region runs from base 123 to 1820 and encodes 565 amino acids. The transcript has 14 exons. Lineage: Eukaryota; Viridiplantae; Streptophyta; Magnoliopsida; Rosales; Cannabaceae. The record is from RefSeq and is a predicted model, not a curated record. Gene Ontology annotation, biological process: dolichyl monophosphate biosynthetic process.
UUUUUCUUCGAAAAUCAGAACAAGUGAAACUAAUAGAAAAAUUACAAACAGAAUGUCCAAAUAUUUUUAUCAUUGAAUACUUCUUUCUCAAAAUAAGUUAAUAAAUAAAAUUGAAAUUAAAAAUGGCGGCUAUGGCGUCGCUGCUGAACGGCGAGAGAGCCGUGGUCGUCGUCUUCGUAACACGCGUUGUCGUCUCUCUUCCUCCUUCUCUCUUCUGCCAUGGUCUCGCACUAUCUCUUCUCGCACUCGCCGCCUUAUCCCUCGAUGUAGGAGCCGAUUAUUUCAAUUCAUUCCCACUUUUCCAUACCAGACCAGGUGUUUCAUCUGGUAUACUGUUGGGGGCUGUUACUCUGCCAACUGUUAUGUUGUCCAAGUUGAUACAGAUGGGAAGGGCAGUGUCCAACGAAAUCGAAAUUGAAGAGUUUGAGCACUUAACGAUGCAGUACUGGGCUGCUUCUGCUUGUUGCUUAGGCGUAAUAAUACUUCUCUGCAUGCAUAUAUCGUAUCCACCUAGCAAUGUGCAUUCCCUUAUUCUGCAUAGUACUUGGCAUGCAAAGUUCAGCUUGAGCUGCAUAGUCUUAUAUACAGCACUGUGCUGCAUGUCUCUUGGUACAAUCUCUCUUACUGGCUUCAACACAAUAUUAAAGCUAUUGUGGAUGUUUUGUCAUGGAUUGGCAGCUGUGAAAUUGAUACAGCAUCUUUUCAAUACUUUCCCGUCAUGUGCUUCCAUUGGAGAAGCACUUUUGGUGACAUCCGGUCUCGUUCUCUAUUUAGGUGACAUGUUGGCAUUAACCAUAGCAAAAUCAUGUAGAUUGUUGAUUACAGAAGAUGUGGUGCGAUAUGGAAGCAAAAGAAGUGAGAUUGGUGUUAUUAUUCAGGGAAUGCUGCUUGGCCUUCUUCUUUUUCCAGUGGUCUUUAGAUUUGUACUUCAAAUAUGGGAAUACUUUUUAACUAAAGCUUCUUCUCAAUCAAGGACCCACAAUGAGAUUUGGAGAUCUCUUUUAUUCUUCUUUUGCCUUGGAUUUAGCAUGAUUGUGAUUAUUCCAGCAUGGAUGGAGUUUGUUCAGGAUUUUCACAUGCAUCCAUUGCUAUGGGUCCUUCAAUUUGUCUUUUCAGAACCCGUUAAAAGAUUAUCUUUAUGCAUCUAUUGGGUGCUUGUCAUAUGUGUUUCUGUUGUGAGAUUCUAUAACAUCUCAAAGAAUAGCAAGAUUGAGAGGAUUCUUCUACGAAAGUACUACCAUCUUAUGGCUGUUUUAAUGUUUCUGCCUGCUCUUGUCUUUCAGCCAAAAUUUCUUGAUCUAGCCUUUGGUGUGGCUUUGGGAGUUUUCAUGGCAUUGGAAAUUGUUCGAAUAUGGAGACUUUGGCCUUUGGGGCAACUAGUGCAUCAAUUUAUGACUGCUUUCACGGACCAUCGUGACUCUGAUAUUCUAAUUGUCAGCCACUUUUCACUUCUGUUGGGAUGUGCACUUCCCAUUUGGAUGUCUUCUGGCUACAACGAUCGUCCUCUUGUUCCUUUUGCUGGAAUUUUGAGCCUUGGGAUUGGAGAUACAAUGGCAUCAAUGGUUGGCCACAAGUAUGGUGUCCUUAGAUGGAGCAAGUCGGGCAAGAAAACCAUUGAAGGUACUGCAGCUGGUAUUACAUCGGUUUUGGCCACAUGUUCAAUUCUGCUUCCGCUUCUAGCAUCAACUGGAUAUAUUGUUACAGAGCAUUGGUUCUCUCUUAUCGUUGCUGUUACUGUGAGUGGUUUAUUGGAGGCCUACACAACACAACUUGAUAAUGCUUUUAUACCACUUGUUUUCUAUAGUCUUCUUUGCUUGUAAAUUGUACUUACAACUUUCCAAAGGAGAACAAGAAACCAAGAAAGAUGAAAGCCUUCGGAAGAACACAACCACACUAGAUACAGAGAGAAGAAAAAAGAAAGAUGUCCACCAUUUUAAAUUUAUGUGCUCUCUUGAUCACGUUUUGUAGAUAACUAGAUACGACUAACAAGAUGACUUAUUUGUUGUUUGUCAUUUUUUCAUAGGUCUAAGUUGGGUUCUCAAUAAGGUUUAGAUUUAGCAUAAAGUAUUCCUCUGUAAUUUUUUUAGCAUACAUUUAAGUUUUAGAUAGAGAAUUACACAGAUCAUAGGAAAAAGAAAUGUUAGGACACUGAUUCUUUUAUUAAAGAAAAUCUAACCCCUAUUAUUCCGUUUUGCUGAUA